Molecule: messenger RNA, 20439 nt
Organism: Porites lobata
Lineage: Eukaryota; Metazoa; Cnidaria; Anthozoa; Scleractinia; Poritidae
Source: the annotation of a GenBank genome assembly
AUGAGCGAUCCAUUGGUUCAACAGCAAGAGACAGGCACGAUGACAACUGAUCGCACAGGCAACAAGGAACGCACUCACGCCGCCAAAGACGGUGAAUCGCACGCUUCUCACGACACGGCAUCGGCGCCCGAUCACUCAAACAGGGAGCUACCCGAGGGAGAAGUUCUUGAGGGGAAGGAAACGCAAACAGCGGAGGCUGAAAACCGUAACAAAAACGGGCAGGAAAGGGAUGACAAGAAGGUAUCUUCCUCUCGGAUUAUUAUCGUAACACUUCAUAUCCGCAACGGCGGCGUCAUGCGAAGGCCGCUGGAUUUCGUCCUCAACGCAUAUAAAAGCCAUGCUAAAAAGUUACGGCGAGUCCGUUUGGCAGUGUUUUGGUUUUUGAAUUUUUGAUAGUUCGCGUUCGCGAUGAGCUUCAUGAAUAAUGAAAUCUUGCCGAUGAUUGUAGGUUUAUAUGAUCGCGUGUUACGUUCUUUGGAUUGCCGCGAAUUCCCGCAUUCCCGCGUUUUCGGUGUCAAUUCUGUACACAUCUUUGUAAUCGAGAAUUCCUAACCUGGUUUGCGAAUUUGAGCGCCGUAGAUUUAUUGCGCGUAUUUAGAUCGAUUCUACAGUGAUACGGUAUUGUUAGUGAGAUUCUUUUGUGUGCAGCAAACAUACGCUGAAAGCUCAUUUCUCGAGUCACAGUUACUGAUGCGGAACUGCGAGCAUUGUAAACACGUCGCGCAAAUCGCGUGUCCUUCGCUUUUGAUAAAAAAAAAAAAAAGGCCCUGAUUGCAACACAGAAUCGUAAAUUACACUGCAAAAACUUUACAACGCUCGGAAGCUAAUACGCUGUUGGUUUAUAUCUCUCAUCGCGCUAGGAAAGUAUAGCGAAGUACUAAACGACCAAUCUCACAGUUUAGUCUUAGCUGGAGUAGGCUUUUUCUUUAUUGUGCGACAGAGACCCGUUUCUUAAUAGCGAUCGCCUGAUUUCGCCAUUGUAGCCUCGCUCCAGGUCGACUUAUUGUCGAGCGUGAGUUAAAUAUUUAGCACGAUGAAAAUGAAAAUAAACUCAGCUUUAAUACAACUUUUGUAUGCAGGAAAAGGCGAUUAUAAAUUGUCGAAGUCAGUGAAUCUAUUUCGUUCUCAUGUGGCGACGGCAAUUUUACUACGGCAUAUACGGCAAGGCUCGUUCGCGGCAGCCAUCGCCAUUUCUCUCUGUCACUGAUUUUGAUCAAUGUACAGAAACUAUUAAGGCAUGUUUCAGAAACAAAUUCUCGUGCUCGGUUUUUACAUGAGACGUAUUCGCAAGCUGUCCUCACAACAAAAAUUGAUACCCUUGACGGACCGCUAGCCGGUGAAGGAGCCGUGAACUCAUUUAUCUGACGGAAGCCGAUGCAAGUCUUGCGACGAUAAAAAAAAAAAAAAAAAGUUGUGCGUGACUAUCUCGGGAGGCCAUCAACGAGAUGUUCAUAAAUGCUAAUUUACAUUCUGAUCGUAGCUACUGUAGUUUUUGAUGGAAAUUUCACUUUAACAGUCGAAUAACAUUUCGGCUUUGUAAGUGUGUUUCAAGGAAUUUUGCGUUUUUGAACUUCGCUGGAGUCGUGUGAUUGAGCUUAUUAAGACAGUUAUUUACAGAAGCAGCAUCUACGAUGUGCACGAACUAAUUGACUGCAAAUUGCGCUCAAAGCUUCCAUGAUGUAUGUACAACUCACUUUGUCAAUAAGACAUCGGAAGCUCUCUGUAGUCACGGGAACUUCUGUUUGCAAACGAAUCGCAUCGAAAAAGAAUCUCGCCGCGUUUUUCAACUAAAAAGUCGUAAACUGUACGUGCGUUUUUCUCUUAAAACUUUUUCAGAAAGCCACUUCAAAGGUUUUUUUAUAUGACGGUCAAAUUGGGCUUCUUUUAGAUUAUAACAGUAAUAUUAAGUAUUUUGAAAAGAUUUUCUAUAAGCUGUAGCUGAAUAUAUGUAUGUCCUUCAUUCAUUCAACACGCGAUCCUCAUAGAGGUAUUUCAAGUUUCACAUUUGGUUUUUCAGACUUUUUUUUGAGUUCCACUGCUCCAGACUUUUCAAAGUAGUUGAGAACACGCGCAUUAUUUUGUGCAAAUGUUUUUACCCAAAAAUACUCCCUUCUAACUCGCUACUGGAACCAAGGUCUCAAGGGCAAAACGCUUUCUUUUACAAGAGAGUUUAGUCUACCUUAAUGCUAUUUAAUAAAUCACAAACUCAGUACAAACUAAUUAUCAAUAACCACCUUAAAGUUAUCUGUUCUUGUUUCAUGUUUCGUGCUAAGUUCACGAAAAUUACAACCUUCGUUCAGUGUUAUAAGGGUGACUUUUAGCGCUAAAGUUUCGCACUGCUUGAGCGAAGAUAAAGCUCUAAAAUCGGCGCGUUCAAAGAGUAGGCCUUUGAAAAGAGCAUGCUCUAAGAUAUAUAGGUUUUCUUUGGAUUUGGCUGGUCUUUUUAUAAUUGAUUUUUUGAAAACGCGAGAUUAAUGCAAAUGAAUUCAAUAAAUAUAGCUGAAAUGUUUGAGCUUGUACACGAAAAUUGAAAUGUUACUAUUGAAAUGAAAGUUGUUGAACAGUGAUUCGAACAGCGAUCCCAGCUCGUGCUCCUUUCGUUUUUUCACAAAAGGAGCGCGUUUGUUUCCUUUGAAGAUGUCCGUCAUUUCUACUUCUGUUUUACUUCGAUCUGAUGUAUUUUAGAUGACAAGGCCGCCUUCAAGUUCCUCGGUCUCGUGGUUCUGUGUUUGUUUAGUAAAUGAAGUUAUCUCACGUUGAUGGUCCAUUGGCUUACUCUGUUAAAAAAGGUUCAAUAGUAAUGUUCCCAAACAAGUGUUGUUUUUUUUAGAAUAUUACGAUAAAGUAUUUCCACCAGCAUAUUUCUGUCUUCGACUGUUUUAUAUAAUUGUUAUGGAUAAACGACAUCAGACUUGAGAGUUGUUACUUUUUUACAUAAUAACAGUGCACGGGAAAAUCGACCUUACAAUUUCAAAAAAUUAGGAAGCUCGGUACAUGCAGAGAAUAAAAAAAAAGUUCAAAAGGAACAUUUUACCAUCUUAGCUUGGGCAGUGUAAACAUCAUUAAAAGCUUAUAGCAUUUGUUUCCAUAUUUAUGUUGAACUUUUCACUUAAAAGUCGAUAUCAUAUUUAAGCACUUAUUUGGAAUGUUUAAAUUCAUGUUAUGUUACAAAAAGAAACAACCAUAUGAAUGACAAACCAAUCCUGAUGUUAUUCAAUCAGUGUUUUUCAAAUGGAAAUAAGUCAAAUUUAUUCUUAACAGUCAUCUCCUUCCAGUAGUUUUUAAUGUCUGUUUACUUGUUAUUUUGGUGAAUGUGUUAGCGGUCAAUUUGAUGCCAUCUUUUGAAAUUAAAACUACUUGUUUAGCAUUUGCAUGUUUUCUGUUUUUAGUUGAUGUUCCCAAAGUUGUUAAAGUUUGUUCUGAAAAGAAAAAUCUAAUCCCACAACAUUGCCUUCACCUUGAGAAAAAUUAGCAAAGUUUCCUUUUGCCCUUCCAGGAAGAGAAGUCAAAAUGUUAGGAAAAACUCCAAAUUCCACUUAAUUAAAUAUAGAAAAAACACCAAAAAAUAGUAAAAUUAUGGGUUAGUAUCAUAAUAUGAAAGAAAUGCUAGUCGAGAGUGGUUUCAUUGAAAUGGUCACACCGUAGGAUUUCAUCCAGAGACUCAAAUGUUAGAAUUUCAUACUAAUAGUACCAUGUGAAACUACUACUGAAGAUGUUUCAUUUGAAGGGUCGCACCAUACGAUUUCAUCAAUUUAGACUCAAAAGUUAAAACUACAUACUAAACAUACCGUAAAAUUACGAAAAUAAGCCCCGGGGCUUGUAUUUUUCAAAGACCCUUUUUGAGGGGCUUAUAUUCGAAGGGGCUUAUCUACGGAGGGAAGUUUGCGUUUCAAAAUCGAUUUGGCUAGCCUUAUAGUUGGAAGUAAAUUUACUGUUUUUGCUUUGUUUUACUUUGUAAUUGAGGGCAAUUUUCCAAGUACAAGCCCCGGGGGGGCUAAUAUUUGGAGGGGCGAUUUAACGGAGGGUUUUUUGCGUUACCGGUUUGGGGGGGCUUAUAUUUGGAGGGGCUUAUACAUGGAGGGGCUUAUUUUCGGAAUUUUACGAAAUAGUACCUAAGUACUACUGAAGAGGUUGAAGGGUCACACCCUAGUACUUUAUCCACAAACUCACAUGGUAGAACUACAUACUAAAUAAAUAGUACCGUGUGAAAGUACUGUUGAACAAGUUUUAUUUUAAGGUCUCAUCCACAGACUCUAGAACACCUCACAUUCUUGACGGUGAUGCUUAACUAUCUUUUUUUAAAACUUAAAGGAAUACAUUACUGAGAGUUGAUAAAUGGUUGGGAUUAUAAGAACAAAUAAUGAUAUUCCUUGAUUUCUUUUGUGUUAAAUUUUGUAGGGUUCAAUGAGACAACAACAGCAGAAUCAGAACAGGAAGAAGCAGCCUGCUAACCUUCCAAAAAUGGUCAGUGUCAAACUGAAAGUUGAUUUUUAUCUUUUAGUUAAUGUUUUGUUUUAAAGUUAAGAAGUUAGAACUGUCUUGUUCCGAAGUGGCCAAAAUAUCAAUUUCUUCACUGUUUUUGUCCUUUUUUAAUCUUCAUCCUUUUCUUUUCUUUCUUUUUUUUUAAUGCUUCAGUUUUUUGGGAUGCUGUUUAUAUGAAAUGAGGCAAUUUCUUCAGUGUUUUUUUUUACUGCUCUAAUUUUUGGAAUGCUGUUUAUAUGACUUCAGCCAUCCUGGCCUUAUAGUGAUGCAGUGGUGAGAUCACUUCCCCAGUCCCACCCACUUUAAAUGUGGACUGUGUUCUAAUCCCAAAUGUGAUGUCAUACACUCCAGUUUUUCGGCCCAGGAAAUGUAGACAAAUAAUAACCACUGGGUGGAUGAGCUACCUCUUAAUCAUUUUUUUAAAAUGAUUAUUUUAUUUAAUUACUAAUUUUAAUCUACAGCUGUAAAGGAACAAUGUUAGGUUGCUAUAGGUUCCCUCUCUCUUUCAUGUACAAGUAUUUUGUUAAUGUAUAAUGCUUCCCACAUUGAGCUUCGAUUUAUGAAUUUAAUAAUUAAAAUCUAUAAUUAAUAAAAAAUUAUAUUUCCUUGAAUAAACAGAUUAAUAAUACUUAAUAAUAACAAUUAAAUAAUUUAAAAUUAAAUGAGGUAAUUUUUUUAACUAGUGUAUCAAUUUAAUGGGGUAGGGCAUAGACAAAGGCUGGUUACUCUGAAUAACAGACCACUAUGCCUUUUUUAAAUCUAGAUACUGACAGCUUUCAUUUAAGGAAGGGUGGUAAUAAAAUAUUAGUGAUCUGGUAUGAGCAAGUUGAUUGGGCGUUGACUGGAGGCAGCGUGGCAGAGCCAUUAGAGCACUGGACUUGCAAUUCGGAGGCCCCGAGAUCAAGUCCCACCCUAACCGCUAGCUGGAUUUGUUCAAGGUAGUCCCAGUUCAAAUCCUUGAUCAUGCUUGUAAAUAGCCAGCUGGUUUGCCUCUGGCCAUUUGGGAUUCUUAACCCUGUUAUGUUUGAUUAUAUUUUAAUUAUUUGAUUCAGUCAUUUGCUCAGCCCCACUAGCAUAAGUGCUAUAAAUACUCCCAAGGGUAAACAAAGGAAUUAUUAUUAUUAUUAUUAUUAUUAUUAUUAUUAUUACUAUUGUACUUAUUAAUUUUUCAAUUUGAAUUGCAGCAGCAGCAACAAAAAACUUACCCGAGUGGACGAAACAUUCGCUCUAGUCCAGCUGGAACGUGGCAACCAUACCCUUCAUGGCCCAUGGGAUUCACAUCACCGCGCUUUGCACCGACUACCGCAAUAUAUGGCUAUGCACACCCAGGGGUAAGAGCUGCUGGCAAGACAGUAAAACAAGAAGGAACCUACAAUCUUGGUCAUAAUAGUUUGCUGAAAUGAUGGCAGAUUUUUUCACCCCUUUCCCUUGAAUGUUGAUUUACACAUGGUAUACAGCUGUAUAUGCCCAAGCAAACCUGUCAAAAACAAUAUUAGGGGAAGGAUUUGAGAGCCGUAUACAUCCUCUUCUAUCUCUUUCUAGUAGUGCCCCUAAGUUUUUAUUUUAGAAAUUAUGCAACAAACACCAAGUUGGUCUCCUUUCUCAGGGCUUGAAAAAAAAACUCGAAUGCCAGCUUGUCCUUUGGGCAAGCAGCUCUUACAUUUUGCUUGUCCAGGGCCACUUCUUGCUCAUCGUAGGGCACUUUCCAUUGGUCAGAACUGGACAGGCGGACCAUUGUUGGACGAGUCAGUUAGCAAAUGAAAUUAGCUUUUUCCAAGGGUUUUUGCAGAAAAAUCAUCUCCUUCCUGCACACUACAGUGUAUUUAGGAUUUGACUGAUCUGGCUGGAUAGUUUUGAUUAAUAGUGAAAUUCUCAUUACAAUGGGAAGGAUCUGGCCGGUCAGUUCUGACAAAUGGAAAUUAACACCUGUAGUUAAAGAUUUUGUUACAGGAUGACUUGCUUGGACACAUCUACUUGUCUUGGACUACCAGAUGGGACUAUUUUCGAGCCCCACCCUUGAUACAUGGGUGAAGUGAAGUGGUACUGUUGACCCAGGCUUAAAUUGUAACCAGGGCUCCAGUUUCUUUAGUUUAAAAGCAUUUUUUCAUUUUAGCUAAGGCAUCUGAAAAACCUGAACUGGUUUGUUCAAAGCUAGGUUAAGUUAACUCAGGGUUAAUAUGAAACUUAAUUUCAGAGAUCUAAAAGCUUGAAAAUUUGAUGAUGGGAUGUGCUAAAAAGAAUAGAGAAAUUCAUCUCAGAAGGUGUGCGUUUAAACAAAAGAAAAAGAGACCCGGAUUAAAAUUUAACCCAGGGUUAGUGUCAAUGGGCCUCCAAACAAGUGGUCCCUGGGGUCUUGAUAGACAAGAAAGGGUGUACGACAAGGGAAACUUCUUUGUGUUACACUGCCACCAAGCUGAAAUUGCAGUUUGGGUCUGGCUUAUGUAAGGGUAAAUAUAGCAUUCUUCAUCACAUGUGGUGGUUCACAUACACUUGUUUGUUUUUAUUGCUACUGCUCACCUUUCCCAGUGUGUCGUAUCUGUACUGUGUACAUUGUUUGAGUGCCAGUGGUUGGGUUGUAGACCCAAACAGGAAAUUGAGGUGAAGAAGGUAAUCUCAUAAUCUUCUCUCUGAAUGACAAGCAUCCUCCAGCUUGUCCUAAGCCGUAGUUUAAGACUUGUAUCAGCUUCCACACUUAGAGCCAUAACCAUGGAGUAACACGGGAAUGGGAAUUCAAUGAAUGCCAUGCAUGUUUCUUCCAUCAAUAUCUAACUUGCAAACAGUAGUUAGUAUGUGUUAAUGUGAGAACAGUGAAAUGCAUAAACGACAAAAUUAAUAAUCCCUCCCCUUGGCUGCUAGACCUGUAUUAAGUAAAUGUAGAUCUGGUGAGUCUAGUAUCUAAAUUCCAAUUAAAAGGACAGGAGGGUGCAGUCUAUUCUCCAAGCUGAUGAGUUGGCCUUUUCCCUUUUAUGUCAGUAACCCCUUCCUGGUGUCCCUCCCUUCCCUUGGGGCAAUUUCUGUUUGGUGUCCUGAUUUAAUUCCUUCACCCAGAGGAAAAAAAAAUAGUAGACUACAUGCCAGGGAGUUCUCAUUUUGGAUGGUCACACCACAGGAUUUCAGGCACAACUUUCAAUAUUUUGAGUUACUGAUUCUUGUGUUCAUAAUUGACACUGGGAAGGAAUUUCUCUCUGAAGGUAUUUCUUGACUGCUUGCCAAACAGAAUGAAUUGUCAAUGUCUGAAUGAAUGCCAAAAGGUGAAAGGGGUGUUCAGCUAGUGGAGGUAAUCCCAUUGAAUUUUGAAACUGUUUUUUUUUUUCUGUCUAAGGAUUUUUGGUUGACAAGGGAUAAGAGCAGAGAGUUUGUGAUGGAGGAACAAAGUUGUCAGCAAAAUAUUUUUGUCUCACCAUGCUGAGUUAAAGGAUCGGACUGCCCAACAUCACGUGCAAUUGAUAUCGUGAUGUAAGAAGGCAGGGGUGGCUAAUCUUAUGACCCUGUUGUAUCUAAAUAGAGGGGACUGAUACAUAUUUAGCAAAAAAAUCAAGUAGCCUUUGUGAGUGUGCAGAGUGACACAGUGGAGCUUUUAUUGUGUCUGUUUUUCUGUUUCCUGCAUGUAGGUAGUAUUCAAAACAAUAACAUACUUGCCAUUAGCAGUUAUCAGCUUAAUUAACUUUAGUUUGACAUUGAGCAACCACCUGUGAUCAUUCAGAUGGUAAUUUUGGGAAAAUAAUAUGAGCUGGCAAUUAUCCUGAACUAGGCAAUGAGCCAUUAAUGGACAAACAUAAGAGAGCUGUCACUUUUGAGCAUGAAGAGCAAACAUUCAAAUAAAAACCUCCCAAAGGAAAGUAGAGUGAUCAUCGUGUCAAAUACUUGCAUAGGACUAGCUUAAGCAGGAUUCUGCAAGGUACUACCUAUUAUGCUAGCUAAGAGUGAUCAUGAUGUAGGCAUAAACCAUUGGCUCUAAGACAUUUGUGAUCGCAUUGGUAAACUCAUCUUGGUCGCACUCAUCACCUUGGGCGCUUUUCAUGUAACAAAAAUUCUGGUUAAAAAUUUCAGAAAUUUUAUGUGCCCAUGCAAUGGAGUACAGACCCGACCCAAGCCACCGCGAGUUCGGUUAUUGAUCUUGUAAGCAGGAGACAAAAGAGCGGUACUGAGGGCAGCAAUUUGGUCAAAUGGAAAGGGGCACUUCCCGUCCCACUGACCAAGAUAACCUAACCAGACAAAGUGGACCAACUUCAAAGGUGGUUUUGAGUAUUCCGGUAGGACCAAACCAUUUGGUCCAUUGGUCCAUUCCACUUGAUGUACCAAUUGAAAUUUCCAGAAUUUUGGGUUGAAUAGAAAGUGCCCCUUGUCUCAGUUAAUAAUUCUGUCAUUGUUUGACAUUAUGUGGGGGCCUGGAGGGUACUUUAGGAAUCUCUUGGUGGGGAUGUGCCGCUGGGACCCUGUAACCCUUAACCUAUACUAGAGCUAGUUCAGCUGAAUUUUGCUACCCUAUACUAGAGUAAACUCCCCAAAUUCCCCCUAUCCUAGAGUAGCUGUUUUCCAGAAACUACUGAGGUCACUAGCACAGUCUAGCCAAAACAAAACCUUAUACCACAAUCCCUAGUCUAGAUAAAAUCUUCAACCAACUGAUCAGUUUCCUGAAAAAUGAUACCCUAUUCUAGACCCAAAUGCUCUGAUUUAUAUACCCUAUCCUAGAGUAAACUGCUUGAAAAUCAUACCCUUCACAGCGGCACAUACCUAUAUAGCCCAUAUAUGGCAGUACCCCCCCCCCCCUCCCCGGAUGUGGGGGUCUUCUACUAUAAAAGUGCUCCAUAGUCUGGAGAAAGUUCCAGGCAAGUCAUCCUCUUACAAUAAUCAUUAACUAAGACAAGCAAGAAGAGCCACCCUUAGAAAACAUGACAAAAUAAUAACUUGAAAAAGUCUAUGAUAUGAAUAACUUCUUUUUACAGCUGACAACAAAAUGGUUUGGUCACGUUAUGAUUAUGUAAACCCCAGUGAUUAGACCCUCUUUCAAAAUCACUGUGAUUUUAAUGCUUCUUCUGUUGUAUUCUAUAUGCAGACAUAUAGCAUACCAAGUAGUCCCCCUCCGAAUUCUUCUCACCAGAGAAGCUUAUCAGCUAGUGACAGUCAAGAUGAAUCAGAAGAGAAACUUAGCAAAACUAAUCUAUACAUCAGAGGACUUCCACCAGCGACCACUGACGAGGAUUUAAAUAAUUUAUGUAGUAGGUUAGUGAGAGAUUUACCGUUUACAUCUAAUGUAUGUGUACUGCACAAUGUUAUACCUGCCAACACUGGCAGAAACUAUUAUUGUUGAGGUGCAGGUCUCACUCCUGUGCUUAAAAACUGUGAUUUAAUGCCUGCUCUGUUGACUGGAGAUUUAAAUACAAAGGUACAGAGGUGUAAAUUCUUAUCGCUAAUGCUGCUGGAUUUCUGUGACUGCCUCUUUGAACAUUGAUCAGCUCAGCUGCAUAUUUUGUAAUUUCUUCACCGAAUGUAAGCAGACUGCUUUGAACCAUACACUUAUUUAGAAGUGACCAAAGACGAAUGAGAUUUUAGUAAAAUGUUGAAAAAGAAAUGGUACUGGAAACUGGGAGUGAAGGUUUCAUCUAACUGGGUAUAACUGCCCCCACCCUCUCCCCUCCUUCCCUCCUUAAAAAAAUCUGUUUUAGUCAUAAACACUUAAGCUAUAUAGAAGGUUUUUCAGACCUUGCAUGCAUGGUCAUAGUCCAUGACCAAGGCAGCAGCAGCAGAAGAUCAUUAUGAAAAACUUAAUUUACUUAUCCUUUGUUAAAACUGUGGGAAAUUCACCACUGAAUCUAUACUUUGUACAUGAAUACUCAUUCACUGUAUUACCCACUCAAAUCUUCAACCAGCUCGAUUGGUAUUUGAAGAUUUUAUUAAAAUAAGAAAUAAUUGGUUAGCCAUAAUAUUAUUCUCUGUCCCCACUGAACUAGUAGGCGGCCAGUCCAGGGAUAUUUUAUUAAAAAAUGCCAUCUGUAAAGAAACGCCAAGCAGAGUAGCUGGCUGAUACUAACCAAGUAGACAGCGAUUUUCACCAGCAGCCGGCUACUUUUGUCAACCCUGCACAAGGGAUCGUUGGAUCCUUUCUAAGACAAUACAAAAAGGACAUAACUCAAAAAAAACUUUUUAGGACUUUUGCACAUUAGUAAUAUAUUGUUUGAUGGCAAAAAUAAUCAUGACAUGAAUGCCUGAUGCCAUGUUUCCAGGAAAUAUCUAAUACUCCUCAAACACCCUCACCCUCCCCCCACAAGACCCUGUAGUGAGGUCACUCAAAAGACAAAGCCAAAGUCUAACAAGCAAAUGCGAAGUGAGGAGUUGACAAAAGUUUGAUGGGAAUAACACUUGUAAAUAAUUACUAAAUGGCACAAGGUUAGGAAUAGUGAUCCAGACUUUUUUUUUUGGCACUGACUGUGAAGCUGUUUUAGUUUGUCUUGGCUGGUGGGUGGUUUGACACCCAACACCUUCCAUAGGGGAGGCAUGAAGAACUUUUAUAGACCAAAACUAAUGCAUUUGUCAACACUCUUUGCUCCACAGAUAUGGAAAUAUUAUUUCAACAAAGGCUAUUCUAGAUAAAAAUACAAAUAAAUGUAAAGGUAAACCAUUUCUUCUUGCUUUUGUAAUGUAUGCCUGUGGUAUGAGGGUAAUUAAUGUACCAUCGUCAAUUCUCUGUUCACAGACAUAAUUUUUUAUAAAGAUGGACACUUCUCUAAAGUGGACCACAUGACUUGUGUCAGAAGCUCAUAACCCGGAGCAAGCAUCUUCCAUGUGUUCGUGUGACAGCGUUUUUCAUGGACCAGUUUUAAAUUCCACAAACCAGUCAGCAAAACCUACAGACCUAAAGAUGAUAUUUUUUGACAAUAAGAUUUAGUUUUCCUUUUUGAUAUCUUAUACUUCGAAUGCACUCAUAGACAUGGUGGAGAUUCUAUUUUCACGGCAAAAAGUGCCCUAAAAUGUGUCUAAAAAUAAACUGUAACAUAGGUCUAGUGUGGGAGUUGCUCACUUCAAGUUAUGGGCUCCUGCUUGUGUAGAGCUUUCAAGAGAGAGGGAAAGUUUUAGACAUUCAAACAAAAUAUUAAAACUCUAAAUCUGAUCAGUUAGAAGGGUUUUCUUAAUAUGUGACAUGUCUGUGGCAGAGCGAGGAAACAAAUUCAAAAAGUAUUAAGAAGGAAUCCAUCAGGAAAUUGAGUAAUUUUAAUUUUCAGUGGACAAAAACCUUGUACCAGAAUAAUUUAAACAAUAUCACAUUGUUUUACAUUUUCCAAGGGCUAUAGAUGUGAUUAGUUAGCUGUAACAACACCAAUGGAAAUUUCUUAUGACAUCUUACACAUGAAAUUUUCAGAAUUUUACCUGUGUUUUCACAAUUCUUGUGAAAUUUGACAUUCAUUUUCUCGGGCUCCCAUAAGAAAUAGUCUUUAGUGUUAUUACAGAUAACUAAUUAUAUCUAUAGCCCUUGAAAAAUGGAAAAAUGAAUGUGAUAUCGUUUAAAUUUUUCUGGUAUGAGAUUUUUGUUCACUGAAAAUUGAAAUUAGUCAAUUUCCUGAUGGAUUCUGUAUUAAACCCCUGUCAUUCUUCAGUCACUUUCUUUGCUCUAUAAAACAGGCCCAUCUAAUACAACAGAUACAUGUAUUUAUCUAAUACUUAGUAGAGCCACUCUCAAGAGUAACUGUUCUAGUUGGCCCUUUAAGGGGGUGGGGGUAAGGGGGGUAUGUAUAUCUCUAGUCUGAAUUUCAAAUACAGUCUUUUGUGGAGUAGGCCAUGUCUCGCCCUGUCAGUAUUUAGCCCAUCUUGUCUGGUCGUUUGUCACCAUUCCCUCUUGUCUUGUGUCGUUAUUUCAAAGGCAUGUUGCUUGUCGGAAUUCUACCCUAACAGGACCUGUAGUUAGAGUUGACUGUAUUCAUUAGUGGUUAUUAAUAUCAGUGACCUUGAAAAUCAUUGGUGAUCAGUCAUUGUAUUGAAGGUUAAUACAUGGUUUGUUAUUUCAAACAGGAUAUGGCUUUGUGGAUUUUGAGUCCCCAGCUGUGGCCCAAAAGGCAGUGACAGCUUUAAAAAGCAAAGGAAUUCAAGCACAGAUGGCAAAGGUAUUCAGGGCUUUGUGUUCUCUUAACUUCCUGUUUCUUUAAUAUAUUAAUAAUCUUUCACUCCCAUUUGAAUUCUUGACCAACUCCACCCCUACCCAAAAAAAUGUACUAAGAAAUGGUACUGAGCUAAAUAAUGUCAAUGGUCACUCAAAGUGGAACAAAAUUCAUAGAACCUGGUUAGUGGCUUAGCUUUCAUGAGUCUCCUGUAUUAGCAUGUGGAUUAGUAACCGGAAUGAAGGUCACAGAAUUAACUCCUGUUGGGAGUAUUCGAAUUUUUCCUUCCGAGCUGCAUGUGUUAAUGACCAAACAAAAACAUCCUUCUCAAAUCAUUAUAAUAUAAAGCAACAUUUUUUCAGAUUUCUCCGCAGGCUAAAAGCUAUUAAUUGAAGCUACAAAAUAAUUAAUGUAAAUGCACACAUAAUAAGUUAUCAGAAUUGAUUGACUGCGGGUCAGUCUCGGUCAAAGUAAAACUUGCUCAAUAGUAUAAGUCUUUCAUCAUUUCCUUAUCCUUAACAACAGUCACACUGUGAUAAUUCACCCACACAUCUUACAUACACGCCGCAUUUGUUUAACAAAGUAUAUUGUUUGGCUGCACAUGUUGACAAUCUGUUAUUAAUUUUAUUAAUGUUGAGUUAACUUAAUUAACCUUGACAUGCCUGUGAAAAGAACUCAAGCAAUGAUACACUUUAUUUACUACACUUAAUGCAACCCUCAGAACCUUGUGAUUCAAUUUUGCAAAAUCGUCCUCUGGGGAAAGUGGAGUAGAUAAAUCAAUGUCAGAACUCGGAGCCUUGCUAUUUUUAGAAGUAUUACCACAACAAAGGAAGCUACUCAUUGUCUUUCACUUGAAUGGUCAAACCACAGGGUUAAUUAACAACACUGAAAGUGGGACCACCAACCCUUUUUCUAAAAAUAACACAUUUCCUUUAGAGGACCUGACUGUACUGCUCUCUUUGAACACCUGGUAGUAUCAACUCACAUUCUAAACACCUCUCUCCAGUCUUCACAGCACAACUGGAGAAAAAUUUGCUUAUUGGGCAGUGAUGUUAAUGUUGGGUAGUCUCUACCAACAAAAACAUUGGGCAUCUGCUCAAGUGCAAAAAUUGGGCUGUUUUUACCAGUUUUUACAACAAGAGGCUGUAGAUAACAUUUUCUCAGGGUUAUUAACUUUUAAAGAAGUUAACUUCAACCCAUGUUGAGGAGAAUUGCAAUAAGUAAGAAGCAACAUAAAAAUAACAAUAAUACUAACAAUACGUCAUUCACACUAAGUUACCUUUUGGGUAGGUUUUUGUAUUGGAAUAGUUUUGUUUCUAACAAAGAGAAUAAGUUAAAAAGAAUGCCUUUUUGGAACCAUAUAGAAUUGCUCUAUUGGUAUUUACAUCUAAUUUUGAUAACCACUUAUUACCAAAAGGUGCAAUUAUGUGUUAUGAGCAGAUGGCGCCUGUAUUAACUUUAACUUUGUGCAUUAUUUGUCUCUCCUCAGCAACAAGAGCAAGACCCUACCAAUUUAUAUUUUCUUUACCUGCCAAGGGAUUUUGAUGAAGCGGUAAGUUCAACUGGAUUAGUUACCUGGGAUUGCACAAUUUUAAAAUGUGAUUUGUAAAGUACUGCUUGCACUGUGUCAACUACAGAGCUUUCAAAGAAUUUGAGUUUCAGAUCUGGAAACACCACAACACUUACAAGAAAGUAGAAAUUGAUUAAUUAGUCCUUAAACCUGAAUUGUUUGGGGGGUUAUUAAUAUCAUCAUCAUUAUCAUCAUCAUCAGUAGUAGUAGUAGUGGUAGUAGUUGUGCUCCUUGUGGUCGUCGUCAUCAAUCAUCGGGGGGGGGGAGGGAGCAGGGCAGAGGGUGAAGGUCCUAGUUUUUUAAAUGUCUUUCAUUGGCAAUGUCACCAAUAGGUUAGGUUGUAGUUAUUUUAAUUACUAAUGUUCUUACACUGAACAGAAAUUAGAGGCCAUGUUAAGAAGAUACGGCAAAGUCAUAUCAACUAGAAUAUUAAGAGAUACAGAUCAUGAGAGUAGAGGGGUAGGAUUUGCAAGGUGAGUAUUAUUGUAGUAGUUUUAGUAAACAUGACACCUCGAAAAAAUUAACCACUGAAGAAAUUUGAUAGCUGAAGUCAGACUUGCAUCCAGCACAUGAAAGAAACGUCUCUGUUUGUAGUACUGCGUGGAUAUUUUUGCUUUCUGUUUUUCCACACAAUUAUUAUUUUCUUUGAAUUUGUUGAUUAUCAAAUUUAAUUACAGUGAAACCUGUGUUAAGCGGACACCAUAUGAAGCGGACACCCUCUAUUAAGCGGACAGUAGCCGAAGUCCCCAAAUUCAAUUCCGUUAUUGAAACCUUUAUUAAGCGGACACCUCUAUUAAGCGGACGCAGACACCUAAAAAGUACCUGAAAAUGGUCAUUUCUAUUGUUUCCGACCUGUAUUAAAUGGACACUUGUAAUUAAAUUCCACCACCCAACAUGCCAGACACCGGAAAUGCGAAAGACUGCCACCCACAAAUUUUCAUUUUUUACCUUAAAAAACGUGACUUAACAAACUUUUUUGAAUAGUUUCACAGUACAGUUACGUUUUCUAUUUUGUUUUGUUUGAAUAGAGCUUGUUUCACUCUUCCAAUUUCUUCAAAUUUGAGUUGCAAUCUAUGUUUAUGGUACUUUGAUCAACUGGUCCACUUAAAUAAAGAAAUUAAUGUAAACUAAAAUCGUCAUAGUCUCUGGGAGUAUUCUAAACGUUUCCACUGUUCAUUUGAAUGGCAUUUGACACCUCAUAUGACGUUAUCUAUUGAAACCUGUAUUAGGCGGACACCCUGUAUUAAGCAGACACUACAGCAUUCCCCAAGGGUGUCCACUUAAUACAGGUUUCACUGUAAUAUGAGUGCAUGAUACACCAGUGUAGUUCUUCACAUACUAAUACAUCAAGUUCCUGUUCUCUGUGAACCAUAAAAGUUUAAUCUUAAAAGGUCCCACUGCACAGUGUUUUGUACUGGUUUUAUCAAGAUUAUUAAUUUAUUAUUUGUAUUUAACUACUGCUAAUAUAACUGAUCAUUUUAAUUUUAAGAAUGGAAAAUACACAGAUUUGUGAACAAAUUAUUAAAGACUUUAAUGGAAAAAAGAUUCAAGGUAAGAUUUUUUCCUUUGAAAGUUACAAAUAUGUAGACCUAUUUAAAAAGCCAACAAGAAAUGGCAAUCUCGGCAAAUAGCCUCUUGAAAGAGUGGAUGUAGUUUCACCCUUUGUUACUUAUCUAUGAGUUUUCAUAGUUCAAAAGAGAUAGAGACAGUUUGAAAUACCAACAUGGCAUUGCACAAACAUUAGUCAAUGUUCACACCUAACCACAAAGUGUAUCCAGGGCUUGAAGUUAAUUGUUUAGUGCACUUGCAAAAUUUUGCUGGUAAGAUUUUUUUCCAGUAGCAAACUGGUGAGACCACUAGCAAAUUCUUUCCCUUUGUUUAGGAGACAUGGAUGAUUCUAACUUGCAAAAGUUUGCUAGUGGAUAUUUUUCUCAUGCUCAGAUUAUCAAAAUCACUCGCAUUUUGCAAGUUUGCGAGGUUUAUUUUUGAGCCCUGGUAUCCCACAUGUAAUAGUUAAUUUGGAAUAAAUGUCAUUUUAUUGUCCCAUUGCAGGAAGUAUUGAAUCACUUGUAGUGAAGUUUGCCGAUGGAGGUCCCAAGAAGAGACAGCAAUCUCAGCAAAACCAUGGUAUAACUAUAAGUAUUUACUAAUACCCAACAAUAUUAUUCUCAAACGUGAUGUGUCUAAAGGCAAAUUACUUGCUAAUGUUUACUGAGCCUGAGGAAUGACCUAUUGUUUUAGUUUAAGAAAUGAUGUAGUUUUAGGGACUAUUUACACGAUACCAGAAUGAAUUUCCAGCUCCAUUUAUUUCUCUGUAUUUGUUGACAUGAUACUGAAAUGACAUUCGUUCUCAUACAAGUCAUUCUGCAAUGAGUUCAUGCUGGUUGUCAAUCCAAAUGAAAUUCUUGAUCUGGUAUGAAAUUUCAUUCCGUUUUCAAUGUAAGCUGAAACAAACUUUGUUCCAGUUUGAAAAUCACAAAUCAUUUAGUCUGGUGCAAGUUGCACAUGCAUAUCUGAUCUGGCAUGAAAACCAUGUGAGCGAGAAUUCCUUAAGCUGAGCCGGUCAAUUUUAUCAUGUGAAUGCUGUAUGAACUUUACUCCACAACAAAACUCAUUCUGGAAUGAACGUCAGUCAAGUAUCAUAUAAACAUCCCCUUGGAGCUAAUUUUGACACCUUGGUUUAGCUUCACUUACAUGUAGGUGCUAGUCUACUGCUAAUCAGCUCUUUUCCAUGAACGUUAGUUGACUAAUGACUUUAUUUUUCUGUUGUAAUGUUAUUUUUAUCUAAGUUGCAAUUGUUAUGAAUUUUGAUGUAAUAUUCUUCCUUGUUUUCUUUGUACUAAGAUGCGUGUCUUAUUAAAUCUUUAUUCCUAUUAUUUUUAGCUGACAGUUCUUGGCCCAUUAGCAGACAAGAGGUGAGUUUUCCCUUUAGAUCAUAGCAAAACACCCCAGCAAACUGAAAGGUUUCUUGUCCAUAACCCAAUGUUGGAAGCUCAGAGCCAACAAAAUGUACUUCAACAAUAUAAUUUUGUUGCAUUAAAAAAUAUAUCCUUUCAUCUUUGAUUUGAUUUUUUUCUAGGGAGUACCACUUCUGGGAUAUGGAGAUGCACUUGUCAUGCAAAAUGGGUCAGUACUUACAGUGAUUAAAGUGAAACUGUGUCACCUCUGUUAUAAGAAUUGUCCUCUGAGAGGAAUGACAUGUGCUUACUGGUAAUCAUUUGUAAACCGAGUAACAUUGUCCAUGUAAAAUAUUGUUUGUAAUAUUAACAAUAAAAUUGACAAUGAAUACUAUGAAUGCUUUUUGAACCUAUCAAAACAAGGUGGCGGGGCAGUUUGUGAGGUCUUGGUUGAGGUGGUCUUACUUAACAACUUACAUAUGGACUUACACACUCUAUGUCAUAGUGCUUUAACUUGCUAUAAACCGGUAAGUACAAAAACCAUAGAUCUAAAGCCAUUCCCACCCUCAAAUACUUUAGCAUGUAAUGAAAUUCAUCACAUAAACCACUUCAGCAGUAUUUUCACUGGCAUGGUAUUAUCAUACCCAUGUAGAAAAUAUAACAGUAACUUUUGAGUCCACUGAUAGUAUCUUAUCACAUGGCCAUUCAAACACACAAUCUUCUCGGCUGUACUUUCACAUGAACCUAGUUGUAUUCAAUUACCAGUAUUUUACAAAUGGAAUGGAAUUUUUUCACUUUUUGUUAGACUGUACGCAUUAAGUUGUCCUGCACAUAACAAUUUUGUAAGCAGUAGCACUACAGUUUGGGUUCGAACCAAACCAGUACCAAAGUCCUCACGGCUAGGCCACGUGUAUGCAUUUUACAGUGACACAACAAGAUUAAUGUCACAAAAUUGAACUUGCCUUAUGUCAACGUUGCCAAAUAUAAAUUCCUUGAUAUUUUUUCAGGUCCCCAGUUAACAACUCAGCAAGGGUCACACAUGCCACAGUUCUUCAAGGACAAGUGAGUGCCUCUGCAGUAACAAUAAUGUCUACCCUUCCCGUGUUUAAUUAUGUUGCAGUUAAUUUUUUAUUUCAGUUAGUUUUUAUUUUUCCUUUGUUUUAAAUUUAUUAGCAUACAUUACCAUACCCAAAAACAAUGGAAAAAUAACAAUUAAUCGAAAGAAAAAAAUUAACUACAACUUUAUUUUAUACUAUUCUUGUGCACGUGUCUCACCAUUACUCUACUGCUGUGAUUUUUUUUAGGGUGGAGCAUUUGUACAAACAAACAUUCCUUUAGCCUACCAGCUUGCGGCAGCAGGAGGCGGCAACUGGCUUGCAGCGCAUCAACCGUACAUUCAUAUGCAACAUCAAUUACAACCUGUAAGUCCUAGGUACAAAUUCUAAAAUGAGAGCCGCAGAUGGCCUGCAACUGCAUGUCGCCUCAGUGCAGUGAAGCCAACUGUUGGAGAUCUCUUACAUGAGUUUAUUUGUUUGUUUUCAAUUCCUAUGAAAACAAUUAUUAACUAGUGAGAAUUUAAUUUGAUUUUUCGCUUAAUCUUGGGCUUGGUAAUGUAUGAUAAUCAGUUUGAAACAAUGACUGAAGUACAUAUGUAAAAUUGAACCCAAAAAUAUAACUGAACCACAACAUGCCCCCUGACCCCAACACCAGUAAUGUACCUGAGCUGCUCGUAAGGUGUUUCCUCAUUGUUCGCAGAAAGCAAUAACACAACAUUCUAUAUCAUUAUUUCCCAUUGUUUCACGGUUAUGGUACCAAACCAAUUGGCUUUUAGGGUUAGGAGAGCUACUACAUGACCCCCCCAAGACACUGACAUUUUUAACUCACCUAUUAUUUCUUCCUUUCUGUUGUACCCAGAGUCAACUAGCAGCAACAGCAGUAACACCUUCCAAUCUUGAGCACAAUGUUGGCCCUAUGCAGCAGAGCUCAGUCCAGCAUUUAACCAAUCAGAUGAACCAGUUACAAAUGUCAGGCUCGCAGUACAUCACUAGUCCUGUUCAUAGUACGUUCUCACAAGCGUCAUGGCAAAUGAUGCAUCAACACGGGCAACAUGCACAUCCACAUUACAUGACAGCUGAGGUGAGGAAGAAAAAAAUUGCAAAGAACUGAAUGAGUAUGUAAAUUCAACUUUUAAGUUUCUCAUUCAGAAUUAUAUAGCUAUGAAAGAUAAGCAAUAGAAACAAAUUAGGUUUCCACUGUCAGUGGUCAUUUUUAAGAGAACUUGAACUUUAAAAUAACCAUCGUACAAGCAAAAUAUUGUUCAUUUCUAUUGUUUAUCUGGGCAAUAAAAUCGCUUUCUGAUAACUUUUUUGAUUCAUUGCCAAAUUUGAAUAUUUCUUUUGAUUCUCUUGCCCUAACAGCAGAGAUCGUGUGACCUCACAGUCUUGUAAUCUCAGAAUAGAGUCAAUCAACAAGUGGGGGGACAUGGGGAUCCAAACCUCCCACUUCUCAUUCCUUCCAUUCCUGGCUCCCACCCUUUUCUCUUGGCUUCAUCCUUUUAGCCCUUUUUCAAUUAAUGCAAAAUAUUAAGCAUCAUUGCAUAAUUCCACCCUAUUUCUCCUGCUUCCCAUUUUCUCAGACCUCCCAUUUCUGCUCCCCCCACCUUUUCCAUUCCUUUCCCAUUCUCUAUUCUCCUGGUUUCCCAGCCCCUGUCCUCCCUCACCAACAAGGACUGACAAUAACCACUGCAACAUUAUGAUUUCAGGAGCACUCAAUGAUUGGAGAGGAGAUCCCAUGGGACCUUCCAUGUCACUACAAGCUCCUCCUGCCUCCAUACCCCUUUCAUCCCCUAUUCCAUAUAUACCAGUUCUCCUGUACGGGUCACCAAAUCUCCCGCAUAAAAUCGGCUUUUGAGUAUUUCUGUGUUAUAGUUUGAAGUUUAGCCCAUUUUUUUCGAAAAUAGUAUGGUUUCUUGGGCAUUUUUGCAUGUAUUAAGUCACUGACAAAGACUAUUAUUUUCGUCAUUACAAUGAUGAAUGCAAAUUUUGAUGGUAUGUAAUUCAUGUAAGUCUUCACAUAAUGUCCUCAGCAAUUCGGGGGGGGGGGUGAGUCGUUCGUUAACAUUCGGGGGGGGGGGUAGUGCAAGAGAUCGAGUCUCCAGAUUUUAGAUCUCCAGAGCUGAGGUUGUCAUCUCUGCUAUUCUCCCAGUCUCCCAGCACCUGUCCUCACUGACAAUACUACUGCUAAACUAUGAUUUCAGGAGCAUUCAUUGGUAGGAGAAGGAGAUCCUCUUGGACCUCCCAUGUCACCACAAGCUGCUGGCCUGCCACAGCAUUUGGCAGAUCACACUCAAACUUUAGAAGAUCACAGAAUGGGGAGUUAUACAUCACCUUACCAAAGGUAA